AUGGGGGAGACGAUUAGAAUUGCUAAAGAAUUUGUUGGACUCUACUGCCUCCAAACUAAAGCGUCAGAGGCGGAACCCAAGGCUAACUCUUGUGCUAUGGUACCUACACUACAAGAAAUAUUAAAAUUACCGACGGUCAAAAUCCGUCGUAAUAAUAAAAAUCCGUCGGUAAAUGAAUAUUACCGAUCUGAAUUCGACGGCCAAAAAUCCGUUGGAAAUUAG
Messenger RNA from Sphenostylis stenocarpa, 222 nucleotides. The record is from the annotation of a GenBank genome assembly. NCBI's taxonomy places the organism in Eukaryota, Viridiplantae, Streptophyta, Magnoliopsida, Fabales, Fabaceae.